Messenger RNA from Planococcus citri (citrus mealybug), 2029 nucleotides. Its product is annotated as venom serine carboxypeptidase-like. The transcript has 2 exons. Gene Ontology annotation, molecular function: serine-type carboxypeptidase activity. Gene Ontology annotation, biological process: proteolysis. The record is from RefSeq and is a predicted model, not a curated record. Lineage: Eukaryota; Metazoa; Arthropoda; Insecta; Hemiptera; Pseudococcidae. Bases 276 to 1673 code for a protein of 465 amino acids.
GGGUUAUUUGAUAAGAAUUUUGAGAAACACCCGAAAGUAUUUCAAUCCAAGUUAUUCGUUGGUGAACUUUCAACUUUCAUAAAACUUUAAAAAUAAGUUGUAUUUUUGGGCCACGAAGGGCUAUUCUUGAUCCAAUCUAAUUAUAGUUGUACAAAGAGUUGGCUGAGGUUUGUGAUAACUUUGAGAAAUAAUGAAAAAAAUUAUUUCCGAUCAGCGGUUUGAAUAGAUAAGAAUAUUUUUAUUAAAUUUGAAGCACAUUUCGUUCAAUUGCCGACAUGAACAUCAUCGAGAUACUCUUUCUACUUACAACGUUCAGUUUGGGAAACUGCGUGAUAGAUUUUGCCGGCUACUAUGGUCGUCCACUCCCUACCAACUACAGUGGAAGUCCGCUAUUUCUCACCUCUUUGCUGGAAAACGGUAAUAUCGAUGAGGCAAAACAACUAUCCGAAGUAAAACCUCUCGCCGGUCAAGUGAAAAGUUAUUCUGGAUUUCUCACCGUCAACAAAACCUACAACUCGAAUAUUUUCUUCUGGUUUUUCCCGGCUGAAAUGUCGCCGGAAAAUGCACCAGUUUUAGUCUGGCUUCAAGGUGGACCCGGAGCCUCAUCUAUGUUCGGGUUAUUCUCCGAACAUGGCCCUUUCAUAAUCACAGAUAAACUUAACGUUACUUUGCGUCAAUUUUCGUGGACUAAAUCGAUCUCCGUACUGUAUAUCGACAAUCCAGUCGGCACCGGGUAUAGUUUCACCGACUCCGAUGACGGAUAUGCCAAGAGUGAAGAUGAUUACGCAACUAAUUUGUACGAAACUAUUCGUCAGUUUUACCUCAUGUUCCCAGAGUUAUUAAAGAAUGAUUUUUACGUGGCCGGUGAAUCUUACGGAGGCAAAUAUGCUCCUGCUUUAGCCUACAGAGUACACGAGGAGAAUAAAAACGCCAGCGUUAAAAUCAAUCUGAAAGGUGUUUCAGUCGGCAAUGGAUUUUGUGACCCGGUUAAUAUGCUGAAUUACGGCGACUACUUGCUAGAAAUCGGAUUAAUCGAUCAAAACGGUAGAGACAUAUUUGUUGGCAAACGUGACGAAGCUGUUGAAUUAAUCAAACAAGGAAAAUGGGUCGAAGCGUUCAGAAGAUUCGAUUGCUUGUUAAAUAACGACUUGACUAAUUCAACCAGCGUAUUUACUAAUUUAACUGGUUAUACCAAUUAUUACAAUUAUUUGAAAGCUAAAGACGAAGGUUUUGAUUUCGUUAGCGAUUUCAUACAGCAAGAUUACGUUCGAGAUGCUAUUCACGUUGGAAAUUUAACUUUCCACGUAAUCGCUCAAGAGGUGGAAAAACAUAUGGAAGGAGAUGUCAUGAAAUCGGUCGCUCCUCAUUUUGAAGUCUUACUCGAAAAUUAUCGAAUGCUGGUGUACAAUGGUCAGCUGGAUAUCAUUGUCGCUUAUCCGUUAACGCUCGAAUUCUUGAAACAACUGAAAUGGAGUGGAUCUGACGAAUAUAAGACGGCUAAACGUGAUAUUUGGAAAAUUAAAGAUCAAGUUGCCGGGUACUCGAAGACAGUACGUAAUCUUAAUGAAGUUUUGGUGCGAAAUGCUGGCCAUAUGGUGCCUUCUGAUCAACCUCUCUUCGCCUUCGAUCUGAUCAACAGAUUCGUGUUCGGAAAAAGUUUCGCAUCCUAUUAACUAUACAAAUUUUUAUAUUAAUUUUUAACGAGUAGAAACUGUGAUCUAAAAUUACUAAUACUUUUAUGUAAAAAAUAAAAUAUAUUUUUAUUUUUAAAAAAAACAUCGAUAAAAAAUUGUACGUUUGUAAAUAACCUCCAGAGUAUUGUACAAAUAUGUUCACUGCGAAAUGUCAUGUCAUCUGUUUAAACAAGCAUUGUUUCCUGUUUCUAUCUAGUUCAACCAAGGUAGAAUGUAUUUUUUUAUCACAGUUGUGUUUCGAUACCAAAAAUGGUGUUUUACACCGUUCGCAGUAAACACGUGCAAAGCUCCUCGUUCGUCUAGUGUUCGUAAACCGAAUAAAUCUUCCUGGUAGA